Molecule: messenger RNA, 3755 nt
Organism: Amoebophrya sp. A25
Lineage: Eukaryota; Dinophyceae; Syndiniales; Amoebophryaceae
Source: the annotation of a GenBank genome assembly
CUACAAGUUGGUAAAAAUGGAAACUACUUGAUGAUCGUUGUAGACAAUGCGAAAGGAAACGCACUCUACUUAAAACAUCAAAAAAUGACCCACACCCGUCUUCGUCGGAACCCAUAACAGCAUGUCAACGAUGAUCAUUGCUUAAUCAUGACUAUCGCACCUAAUAAACUUGAUGAGUGUAGUUUCGCAGACCUCCUCUUAAUGUCUUGAAUUGCAGAUUUUGAAGCCCACGACGCCAUCUCGAAACAUAGUUUGUUCACAAGUAGAACGAGUGAUGUGCAGCUGUUGUUCUUAUUCAUUUAGACCAGGAGGACGCAUGUUUGUUAGCUUACGACGAGUAGCACAAUGAGCAUCCUCGAGAGAUAGUUGAUAACGAGCCAGAAAACUUCGGUGACUAAGAAAAUAUGGUCUAUGCAAGAUGCAGACGAGCACGCCUACGGGCAUGGACUUAUCUAUCUUGAGCAACGACACUCAUUGACAGUGUCUUCCAACGAUCGGGCAUUCAUGAUUCAUCAAAGUUCUGUCAGGUUCGGUUCAGUGUGUCUAGGUAUUAGCGUGUGUCUAAGUACCCGGUGGUUGAUCUAGGGACCCUCUGUUUCGGUGCACCAGCACCCUAUUUCCCGCGCUACCGCUUUGUUUGGAAGAUAUCUGAUUUUUUUAUCCUCUAUUGCAAAUAGUGGAUGAUAAGAGCGCAGUUUUGCAUAUCCUUCUCCUGCGAAGGAUAUCGAUAUUUUGGCCUUUUUUUCCUUCUUUUUCCUGUUUCUAGUUUGUAGCUGUAAAAGUAUCUUGAUGAAAAAGGAGUGAUAGGCAUAGUCAUAAAAGAGUUUUAAAAAGCAAGUUCCAUCGAUUUAUUUCCCUUCGCGUCGUGUAGUAGCUUGUUCUGCUUCAUCAUCAUUAUAAGUCGUGUACCAAAGCGCUAAAUUAAAACCCGAAUCUCUAUUUUGAGAUCUGCUUUGAUUAUAGAAAAUGUUGGUCUCGUCCCCUGCAGCUGUAUCUUCGCGGCGGUGCCGAUACCGGCUUCCGCCUCCAGCUCCCCGUACAGAUGAUGCGAAGCAAGAAGAUCCAGAAGAUGCAAAGAAUGCUGCGCAAGAAGGAUCACAUCCGCAAGAACCCGCAUUACAUCCGCUAGAUGAUCUACUUUUUGUGGCCUCACCAGGAUCAGGAGCUCCUGCCAAAACAGCGAAAAGCAAUGCCCUUCCGAAAAGGCUAGGCGAAUACCUGAAGGACCAAACGUACGAGCAUAAUCCGACAAGACUUGGGAUGCUAGUCGCGGCAAGACCGGUGGACCAUCGUGGGCACGUUCAGAUGGAGGUGAUAAUUAUGGAUUAUUUGGAUUUGGAAUUGGGUUCCAUUCUACUUUCUUUUUAUCAACUAGACCUUGUUCCUUUUCUCAACAUCAAGGGAGGCCAAAGGGGGUUAUAGCAGAGUAGUUUAUAGCACGCAUGGUGCAUGGAGUGCAUGGAGUAGCAUGGAGUGCAUGGAGCGCAGAGCUUUAAGGGGCGCAAGUCCAUGCGCCGUGCGUGCUAUAAACUACUCUGCUAUAACCCCCUUUGGCCUCCCUUGUUCUUGAGAAAAGGAACAAGGUCUAGUUGAUAAGAAGAAAGUAGAAUGGAAUCCAAUUCCAAAUCAACUAGACCUUGUUCCUUUUCUCAAGAACAAGGGAGGCCAAAGGGGGUUAUAGCUAUCUUCACUUCUACCACAACCACUUCAUCACUGAAUGUUGAGGGAAAUUCGCUAGUUCGUUGCUUCUAGUACUAGAAUUCUUUCUAAUAAAGAAAAUUUCGAUUUGAACCGCACGAUUUUUGAACCCGUCACUGGUGGAACCGUGAGAGCUGCGCUCACUGCCGCACUGGCCGUAGAGCCGAACUGGAGAGAAGGACGCGUCAAAGAGAUAAAGAAGCGGGUAGAAGAAGCGCCCAUGAUCAUCGGCUUCACUGCGCGUGAUCUACUCACAUACGGCAACUGGACGCCCAUCCUGGAUUUCAUGAACACGCACUGCAAUUUCAAUACUGAACACGCAGAUGGCAGCUUCAUGUUAAGGCUUGAGAUGAUUAAAGUCCAUUUAUUUUCGCAGCAUCUUGGCCCUCCCAUUUUGUUGAACAAGGGCAAAAGGACACCAAGGUGCUGAUCGAGAUGGAUUUAGGAAACAAGGGCUAAUCAUGGAUCAUUUACACUUCUGCCGCGACUACUGCGUCGCUCACUACCACCAAGAAUCUCCGAGGGUACUGUUUUUGCACAGUAUCAUGUUAAGGCGUGGGAAGAUGAUGCGUGGAACUAUUGUUCGCUACCGAAGAACUCUCCUAGAUCUAGAGGUAGAAGGGUCUCCAGCUACUUAAUUUAGACCCUCCUUCUUCUUCUUCUUCAAGUACUACAACUAGUACAUGAUGACUUGUUUCUAAUCUCCGGCGUUACCACCGGUUUCUUCCCCAUGGGCGCAGACAAGAUACCGAUGCUUGAAAAACUAGUAACUGCAGACGAGUUCCAACAGAUUAGCUCGUUUCCUAGCAUUUUGAGAUUCCUAAAGGGUACCAGAAUAGUGGAGGAACUGUGGGAAUUUUUUGUGGUUCCUAGAAGUACUUCUACAACGAGUACUUCUACAACUACAACGAGUGCAACUCCUGCCAAGAGGACGACUCCAAGUGGUAUCCGCUUCAAGCGUGUGCUGGACAAAGCAGAGAUCCAGCUGACCAUGGGAGAGUUGUGGAAACAUCUGAACUUUCACUUGAUUCAUGCUCUGGAUUUCUUACCUGUAGCAGGAUGGAAAGCGAACUGGAGUCGACCGUUUAUCCACGAUUUUUUGGAGCUCUAUGUUUUGCUGAAGUGUGCAAAUCAGUUGCAGUGCAGAGUCGCUGUGCCAAAUGGAGUACUACUCAAAACUGCGGAAGAGAUACUCAAACAAGGAGGUUCGGACAUUUAUGGUUCCCAAAUAAUAGUCUCGUCAAUUUCACUCCGACAACGACACCAGCGUAGAAGUAGAAGUAGAAGUAGAACAAUUUUACUUUAGACCAAUAGAAGAUACCUGACACGAGGACCAACAAAGUCAUCACGGCUGUCUAGAUACCUGAUACCAACAAAGUCAUCAAGGCUGUCUAGAUACCUGAUACCAACAAAGUCCAGGCUCUUCAUCUCUAACGUAGAACUCAUCCGCAAAGUGGCUACUGCCUGAAUCCUGCUUUCGAUUCCGGUUAUUUCGGAGGCCUUGAAGGACAGCCGUUUACAUUUUGGAAUGUAGUUUUGAGGACUGCGCCACUCUCCUUCUGGGCAAAGAAACAGCGGGAACAGAUUGCGCAAUUUUCGAAGUCAACGAAUUUUGAGUUGAAAUAUGAAUGGGUUUUUGACGCCGACGCUGAGGAAGAGCAGGCGGGAACAAGCAAACCGUAGAAGGAGACUCUACUACUGUGACAACAUGCUCUAUGACUAAUUAUUGGCGGCGAAUUUUAUCUUUUUGCCUUGAUGUUGAUGUGUUUGUGUAUGAAAAUUUUUCACUUGUUUGCACGACUUGUACUUGAAACAAGAGACUCAAACACUGGCACAACCACAAGUGGCCGACGCCUGUUUUGUGCUACAGUUUGUGUUCUUUGAUUGAUGCUCGUUUAUCUGAUCAAUGAAGCCAUCUAAUCGCUCCUUUUUGAGAGUAUUUACUUAAAAGAUGUCCUUCGCGUCACCAGUUCCAGUAAAAGCACAAAAUGGGAACCCGGGUCUGAGAAGUUGUAGGAUCAGCGCAAUCGCAAAGCAAGAAUAGCAUAAGCGCUUCA